Molecule: messenger RNA, 1800 nt
Organism: Cyphellophora europaea CBS 101466
Lineage: Eukaryota; Fungi; Ascomycota; Eurotiomycetes; Chaetothyriales; Cyphellophoraceae
Exons: 2
Coding region: 1-1800 (599 amino acids)
Biological process (GO): nuclear-transcribed mRNA poly(A) tail shortening
Cellular component (GO): cytoplasm
Molecular function (GO): RNA binding; poly(A)-specific ribonuclease activity
Source: RefSeq, a predicted model, not a curated record
AUGGAUAUCUCACAGGCGCAAUUCUCUGAGGAGGCGGUCAAGAUCAUCCAGGAGAUUGCCGAGAGUCAUUUCGUUGCUUUCGACUUGGAAUUCUCUGGUAUAGCUGGCCGAAGAUCGAACAACACCGGCAAGCUUACCCUCCAAGAGCUCUACCACGAUAUCAAGGCGGCUGCUGAGAAGUACCAAAUUCUUCAGAUUGGUCUGACUGUCGUUCAAGAAGAUGCCAAGCAAGGCCGCUAUGUCGCUCGAACAUACAACUUUCACCUCUCACCUCUUCCGGCUCUGAAAGAGCGCCAUUUCACCAGGGACUGGUCUUCCAACAGCGGCGCCGUUGGAUUUCUGUCAAAGUGCGGCUUCCGCUUCGACCUGCCCAUCACUGCCGGAAUUCCGUAUCUCUCGCGAAGAGAGGAGCAGAUAGCUCGUUUGAAAAUGAUCGCAGACAAUGCGCCCAAAACUUCCCUUCAGAACAUGGACGUCAAGCCUGUGGAUCAGCCACUCAUCGACCACAUCCGCUCUGCCACAGCAGCAUGGCUCGCUAAGCCUCUGGCGGAACGUGAAGAGUCUCUCAAUAUUCCCGGCAUAGCACCUGGUGUACCGCAAACACUGAAUCGCUAUCAAGCCCGCCUCACACAUCAGACUAUUCAGAAUGAGUUCCAAAGCCUACAAACCCAAGGUAUGGGACAUUUUGUUCGAGUUACUUGUCCAAGUGCAGAGCAGCACGCCUCUGCCCAGAAACUUCUGGCUCAAGAAAUGGAGAGGACCAUUGGUCAGGCUAUCGGUUUUCGGUGGAUUAUCGAGGCACUUGUCGGAGGCGAUCUUAGCAACCUCCCUGAGAAAUACUUGGUCCCAGCUCUCGCGAGCACGAGCCUAGAGGGCCAGUCUCCGACGGAGCUUAUUGCGAACCUCCAAGAGAAGUCACGCAAGCGCACCCGUGUUAUGAUUGGUCACAAUUGCUUCACCGACCUGGUGUACUUGUACAGCUGCUUCAUCGGCGAACUUCCCGACACGGUUGUCGACUUUGCCGACGAGAUUCACAUGCUCUGGCCAGGAGUUGUGGACACCAAGCAUAUCGCAUCCCUGGGAAACAGACGCUGGGGCAACACCUCUCUCGAUGAAGUCGAAGCAGAUCUAAGUUCUGAGAAAUAUCCUGUCAUUGAGAUCCCUCGAGGAUACGGCCGCUACCUGCACACCACGAGUAACCACGAAGCUGGAUAUGAUAGUCUACUGACAGCAAAUAUUGCCAUCAAAAUCCCUGCGAAGAUGGAGCGCGAGGACAAAUAUCAAGAGGCUAUUCGGACCGGUGCCUUCCAUUCGAUGCCUUCGGAGUUUGGUGCAGAUGACGUGGGCUACUACACAGCUACCGAGUCCAUGUCAAGCAGCCGGGCAAGCAGCGUCGAGCGCGACGGUAGUCGGCAGGGCACGCAAAAGGCAACCUCUAAGCCCCAAGUCAUUGGAAGCUCUCGCCGCACAAAAGCCGACAUGGUGAAAGCGGAUGUCGUCGCCGUGAAGGGCAAAGCUGGAACCCAACUUAAGAAGGUGAAAGUUCAGAAUUUGACAAAGAAGAUGCGUGAUGUCAACAUCUACGAAAUGCUCGAUAGCGAGUCGGACAUGAACACGGCGGCUAAGCAGGACGACCUGAUAUCCUUCAGUGACGAUGAAUUGAAUGAUCAAGAUGCAAACAUGUUUGUCUUGGUGAAGAAAGGUGAGUUGAUGCCAAGAUGGUCCUCGGACUUCUGGAAGCUUUUCGGCAACAGGCUUCAGGUCAACGGCAGCAGGGAGGGUGUCUGCAACCUCAACUAG